CUCUUUGUUAUCUAACCACGGCCUUAUCUGUUUUUCGCAAAAUCGUCGAAAUUCCUAAAGAGCGGUAUCCAGGCACACCACCUGUUUGAUAUUUGUCGUAAAUCGUUGAAGUUCCUAAAGAGCUGUCCACGCACACCACCUGUUUGAUAUUCUGUCGCGUCACUUUACCCUCGUCUCCUUCCUGGUAAAAAUCCUGAACUUUCGUCCUCGUAACACCUUUCAAAUUCUAGUAACUCUUCUGUUCCUUUAACUACAUUCUUACCUAGCUUUUCUUAGGUUGUCAUUUGCAUGUAAGCUAUAUGUACUUCAACCGAUUCUACAAAAUAAACAGUACCUUCAAUAAUUUAUCUUUGCAGUUUCGCCGUUUCUUGAGAACCCAAAAUGUAAAUAAAGUAGAUUUGUAUUUCCAGAGAGCGAGACUUAUUGAUUCAAUCAGACUCGCUCUUCGGUCUAAUUCUUCAGAUAAUCUUAUUCCCCAUCUCGAGAAUCCUACUUUGGACUCUUUCGUAGUCACUAAUGCACUUCAAUCAGCUCCCUCUCCUGAUUCAGCUCUCAGUUUGAUUGAGAAUCUCAAAACAAUUCCCCAUUUCGCGCAUACCCACAACACACUUUAUGCAUUGGCCAAGGUUCUUGCUAAGGCGCAUGAAACUGCUAAACUCCAAGCCCUUAUCAAUGCCAUUAAUUCGGGCAAGUUCAUUAAUGUUGCGCGUGUUAGUUAUAUGGAUCAGAUGCGAUGGUAUGCUAUUAGUAAAGAGUUUAAGGAGGUUGUUCGUGCCUGGGACGAGUGGAGGAUAACCCUUCAAAAGCAUCCGUGUACUGAGUCUUAUAACAUUGUAAUGGGACUAUGUGUUCAGUUGGGUAAGGACAGUGAUGCUGUGAGGGUAUUCCAUAGAAUGAUCGAAGAAGGGGCACUUCCUAAUUGUAGGACGUACACUAUUCUAAUUGAGCAUCUUGUUAGAUCGAGAAAGUUGGAUUCAGCCAUUGAGCUUUUCCACAUGUUGCCUCAUGUUAGGAUGAAACGGACAUUAAAGCAGUAUUCUGUUCUAGUGGAAGCAUUCAGUAUUGCCAAUCAAUUAGAUGUUGUCAAAAUUUUGCUUGAUCAGAUGAAGAGUGAUGGAAUAUUGCCUGGUGAAGCUAUGCUUUGGUCAUUCCAGCAGAUGCAGGAUGCUGGUUAUGAUGCUGAGACAAAUGAAUUGCUAAGGGACAUGUUACCGGAUGGGAGGAUUAAGAAGAUAGGUUACUCUAUGGACAGUAGUGAAGACGAUAAUGAUGAUGAAGAUGAAGAUAAAGAGAGUGACUGUGACCAUACUAAUGUUGUGGAUCAACCUCACCUGAAGCCAUGGUUGGAUCCAGCUUCUUUAGCUAAUGCUUUGCGGAAAUGGGGAGCUGAGGAGGUGUCAGCAUUGGAGGAUGCAAAAUUAGUUUGGACGACUAGGUUGGUUUGCAAGAUGAUCAGGAGCUUCAAGUCAGCAGAAACAGCUUGGCAAUUCUUCUGCUGGGUUGCUUGUCAGCCAGGAUUCAAUCAUGAUAUAUACACAAUUUCAAGAAUGAUCACAAGAUUAGCUCGCCAAGGAUGUGUCGAUUUGGUUGAUCAACUUUUGUCCAAGGUUGAAAGAGAGGGCAUUCAAUUGUCAUUCAGCACGGUUCAGUUAAUUAUAGAUUUUUAUGGGAUUUCUGGUAAUGGGGAUCCCGCCCUUAGGGUUUUCAAUAGCAUUAAAACGAUCUGUGGUCCGAUAUCUAAAAGCAGUCAGCUGCUUCUGUACUCAUCUCUUCUAAGGACUUUGGUAAAAUGUAAUAUGAACCCGGACGCCUUAAAUAUUCUCGAAGAAAUGAGUUUACUCGGAAUUGUUCCAGAUUUGCAAACAUAUUCUGGACUAAUGAACCAUUUUGCGCUUCAUGGAGAUAUAAAAACUGUGCAGAGGCUUUUUGGGAUGGUCAGGCAGAGCGGUAUAGAGCCUGAUGCUUAUAUGUAUAAAGUUCUCAUCCAUGCUUAUUGCAAAUGUGGAAGAGCUGCUCUUGCACUCAGGGUUUUUGAGGACAUGAGGAACUCGAGGUUGUUGCCUGAUGCUAACACCAAACAAUUGCUUGUCAAGAGUCUCUGGAAGGAAGGCAAGCUACGAGAAGCUGCUUCUGUAGAAGAGAGAACCGAGGAAAUAAGUGAUGCUCUUCCCCUUGCUUUGCCUGGACAUAUGUUUACAGUGAGCUCUGCAGAUCUUUCAAGAGUCUAUAACAUUUACUCCAAAAGUUUCCAGUCGACAUGUAGUUGAAGGACUUUGUCAUUGAUCAGGAUAUAGAGAUGUAGUGCUUUUCCAGGUCAAUAAGCGUCUUCCUUCAUAUUUCAGGUCAACAUCAUCAACAUCAAGCCUCAUUAAGGAGGUCUGGUUAUAUGUUUAUAGCAUUUUAAUUAUGUUGAUCAGAAAUGAAAGCUUGAUCUUUGUAAUACUGUUGCUGAAAAUCACGAACGAUCAACCAGCCUUUUACUUGGCAUCUGACCAAAACUCCUAGUUGUCGAUAAUGUUGCUGUUUACUUAUAUGUGGUGAUAUCGCAAAUCACCUAUUUGCUAGGGUUUAGUUUCUAUCUUGUAUUUCUACUUUGUAAUCAAGAUAUACUCGUGAUAUAUGUUUUAUCAGAGCGUAGAGCUUUUGCUUUUUCGUACGCUCUCAGAUUUUCGUACGUCCACA
Nicotiana attenuata is the source of this 2682-nucleotide messenger RNA. Its product is annotated as pentatricopeptide repeat-containing protein At5g66631. Gene Ontology annotation, molecular function: protein binding. The record is from RefSeq and is a predicted model, not a curated record. The transcript has a single exon. NCBI's taxonomy places the organism in Eukaryota, Viridiplantae, Streptophyta, Magnoliopsida, Solanales, Solanaceae. Bases 300 to 2267 code for a protein of 655 amino acids.